GGAGACAGCCAAUCAGGUCGAGUCCAUCCGUGCUACCUUAGCCCAGCUCGGUCAAAACAACAGCUCGUCCAGUGUCACUAGCCGUUUCCUGUUAGCAUUCACAGCAUAGCCAGCGACAAAAACUAAAAACGCAUAAAAUGUUAAAUUAACAAAAGCGUGUGUUGUCCGUCGAUGUUGUCUUUUUCAUUUUGGCGUCCGUGUACUCCAGAAGGCAAAGCUAAUUAGACGCGCCGUCGCGUCGCUAGCCGCCAGGCUGCUAGCCCACCCUUGCUAACAACGGCGAUCCAGCAGUGAAAGAUGGGCUCCGUGCUGAGUCGCAGAAUCGCUGGUGUCGAGGACAUCGAUAUCCAGGCCAACUCGGCCUAUCGAUUCCCACCCAAAUCUGGGAAUUAUUUUGCGAGUCACUUCUUCAUGGGAGGAGAGAAAUUCGACACACCACAUCCAGAGGGAUACCUCUUUGGAGAAAACAUGGACCUGAAUUUUCUUGGAAAUAGGCCAGUGCAGUUUCCAUAUGUGACGCCUGCACCCCACGAGCCUGUGAAAACCCUGAGGAGUCUGGUCAACAUCAGAAAGGACUCUCUGCGUUUGGUCAGGUAUAAAGAUGACUCGGACGCACCAGUGGAGGAGGGUGAAAAACCCAAGGUUCAGUACGGUGUGGAGUUCACCUUCGAUGCUGAUGCUCGAGUGGCCAUCACCCUCUACUGCCAGGCAUUUGAGGAGUUCUCCAAUGGGAUGGCAGUGUACAGCCCAAAGGAUCCAUCAAUGGUCUCUGAAACUGUACAUUACAAGCGAGGGGUGAGCCAACAGUUCUCCAUGCCGUCUUUCAAAAUCGAUUUCAGCGACUGGAAAGAGGAAGAUCUGAACUUUGACCUCGACCGAGGAGUGUUUCCCAUGGUUAUCCAGGCUGUAGUUGAUGAAGGAGACGAUUGCCUUGGACAUGCUCACGUACUUUUGGCAGCCUUUGAAAGACACGUUGAUGGCAGUUUCUCCGUCAAGCCUCUGAAGCAGAAACAAAUUGUGGACCGCGUGAGCUACCUCUUACAGGAGAUUUAUGGGAUUGAGAACAAAAACAACCAAGAAACCAAGCCAUCCGACGAUGAGAACAGCGAUAACAGCAACGAGUGUGUCGUCUGUCUGUCCGACCUGCGGGACACGCUCAUCCUGCCCUGCAGACAUCUGUGUCUCUGCAACUCCUGCGCAGACACCCUGCGUUACCAGGCCAACAACUGUCCCAUCUGCAGACUGCCGUUUAGAGCCCUCCUGCAGAUCAGAGCUGUGAGGAAAAAGCCUGGAGCUCUUUCUCCUGUGUCUUUCAGCCCUGUUCUGGCUCAGACUAUGGACCACGACGAGCACUCGGGCACAGACUCGGUGCCUCCCGGCUUUGAGCCCAUCUCACUGCUGGAAGCUCUGAACGGUCUGCGGUCGGUAUCUCCUGCCAUCCCGACUGCACCGCUGUACGAUGACAUCAACUUCUCCGGGGGUUUGGGUGGUGAAAGCCGACAGCUGAGCUCCCCAGAGCAUCUAAGUGAUGGGAGUCUGCAGAAAAGCAAAGUCAGCAAGUCACCUGACAGCACCCUUAGGUCUCCGUCUUCUCCCAUCCAGGAGGAGGAUGAGGAGAAGCUGUCUGAGAUGUCUGACGCUCAGCCACACACGAUGCUGUCCAGCAACCCCGCCCCCACAGACGCCACAGCAACCGAGGACGUCGCAGAGUCCCUGUCUCCAGACGACGAGGACAGGAUGCAUGCGGGUGGAGACAUCCUGCAGGACUGCAGCAGCGAGCACAGAUGCUUGACCAAAACAGAGAGCGACCCAGCAGGAGACCUGUCUCUGCCAGCUCUAGGUCCUGAUUCCUGCUCUAUUGGUAUGGAGGAAUAACUGCGGGUCGUCCGAGUCAACGGAAAGCCUGAAAAGUCAGAGCACAAACUGCUCCAGCCAGCCCCUCCUGUGUCCCACGAGCAGCCUUCACAUGGAGGAUGAGCAUCUCGACCCGUGACUCUGAUCCGGACGUUUCCCCUUUCAUCCAUCACAACAGGUUUAUGCUUUACAAGGAUCACCCAGUCCCCCUGUUCCUUUUCACAGCCCUAGCUCAGUCUCUUGCGUCUGCGGUCACAGAGUCAUCAAAAGUAAGGUUCACCAGGACCAAGGGAGGACCGUGUUAAUUCCAUCAACGUCUCUGACAUUAGAAAAGAAAUUUGACUCGUGCAAAGAUGCUCUUGGAACCUUACUUUAAACAUUUCAUUAACUGUCAGAUGUUGUCCCUUGUGGCAGAGUUGUGGUCUAGUCAUGUGGAUCCCAGAUAAUAUUUCACUACCUCUCAUGGUGGUAGUGAAGUGCUUUGAAGCUUUUAAGCACACUUCCUUUGAAUUAACUUGUUUUCUUGACACUAAAUUCAGACAGAUUUAUAUAAUAACACUUUGUGUUUUGAUGUUGUAUUCAUCAGUGGAUCGCAGUAAUGACUCGAGAGCCCAUUUUUUUUCCAGUUCAGACGAGCAUUUUGGGUUCCGAGCAGACAUUCGAGAGCAUAUUACUCACGUACGUGUGUUCAUUUGAAGUGAUUUUGCACUCCUUUAUAAUCCAUUCCUUCUAACGAGAGUUUAUGAUGACGUCAGUUUCAUUCUUCUUAACGUCGUGUUCUAUUAUUUCAAAAUUAUGUGAUAUCUAUGUAUCAAAACUGUACUAGAAUCCUAUGUAUACUUGCAUAUUAUAUAGGGGAGAGUGGGGGAGUCCUGUAGGGCUGCAACUAACGAUUAUUUUCAUAAUCGACGAAUCGAUUAGUUGUUUGGUCCAUAAAAUGUUAUCAAAUUGUGAAAAAAAUUAAGAUUGUUUUUCCCACACACCAAAUAUAUUUAGUUUUC
Messenger RNA from Scophthalmus maximus (turbot), 2855 nucleotides. RefSeq names its product mahogunin, ring finger 1b (gene mgrn1b). Gene Ontology annotation, molecular function: ubiquitin protein ligase activity. NCBI's taxonomy places the organism in Eukaryota, Metazoa, Chordata, Actinopteri, Pleuronectiformes, Scophthalmidae. The record is from RefSeq and is a predicted model, not a curated record. Gene Ontology annotation, cellular component: early endosome; plasma membrane; cytoplasm. The transcript has 17 exons. Gene Ontology annotation, biological process: endosome to lysosome transport; protein ubiquitination; negative regulation of G protein-coupled receptor signaling pathway. Bases 298 to 1875 code for a protein of 525 amino acids.